UUGAAAUUUGAAGCCAUGGUUAUUGACUCCAUUCUGACAUCUCCUCGUCUCAACUCUCCAUCUUUCAGGAGGCAGUUUAAAAAGGAUGAACUGGGUAGUUGGUCCACACUUUUCCAUAGGCAUCGCUUCCUCUUAUCUACUCUUGUUCUGCUAACUCUCCUCUGCACUAUUUAUCUUUACUUUGCUGUCACUUUAGGGGCUAGUGGCACCUGUUCUGGUUUGACUGGAGCGCAGAAAGCUUCAUGCCAUAUGGAGCUUGUUAAGGAUUCUGUGGCCAAGGGUAAACUGAAAAUUCUUUGAUAUUUCAAAAUAUAAUUACAGGGAAUAUUCUUUCUUUAUUUUUGCCUGAGUAUAGGUGACAUGAUGAAAUCCAAAUAUAGUCUCCGGCUACAGUAUCAAUCAGUGUGACUGUGAUAUGUAUACAUACUAUUAUUUAUCUUGGU
This is a messenger RNA of Glycine soja, 443 nucleotides long. RefSeq lists its product as uncharacterized. NCBI's taxonomy places the organism in Eukaryota, Viridiplantae, Streptophyta, Magnoliopsida, Fabales, Fabaceae. The record is from RefSeq and is a predicted model, not a curated record. The transcript has a single exon. Bases 16 to 300 code for a protein of 94 amino acids.